CGUCAGGGGCCGGCGAGGCUCUAUAGGGGGCGGCGGCGGCGAGCGGCAGCUGGGAAGAUUUGGCAGGCGGUGGGGAGCGGUGCCCGGCGGCAGUAACGGUGCUGCGCGGCCCUAGCGUCUCGCGAUGACCCGUGGAAACCAGCGUGAACUUGCCCGCCAAAAGAACCUGAAAAAGACUCAGGAGAUCCACAAAGGGAAAAGGAAAGAAGAUAGCUUGUCUGCUUCUCAGAGAAAACAGAGAGACUCUGAAAUUAUGCAGCAAAAACAAAAAGCAGCUAAUGAAAGGAAGUCUAUGCAGACAGGAGCAAAAUGAGCUGUCUGUAUGGCAAAAAUAAGAAUGCACCAAUGAAGCAGAAGGGCCUAGAAGAUAAUUUGUAGAAGUGUCUGGCUAUUAAAUGAUUAAAUGUCUGUAUUGCAGAGCUCUUCAGCUAGCAUUAGUUUUUUCUGUUUAGUAUUUUCUGGUUAAUGUAGGCUUAAUUGUCUGGUGUGCUAUUUCAAAACUGACUACACUGUUCUGCGUGUAUAUGAAAAGUACAAGUGACAGCUCUACUGCAGCUCUUGCUGCAUUUGUUGGUUUUAACUUAGUGGUUCCAGUAACAAUGAAUUUCUGAAUCUACAGUUAGACCAGAUUUUCUUGUCUUAAUUAUUGAAGUACAGCUUCAUUGAGAAUGGAACAUACUUGUAAAAUGUGCUUAAUCUUACAGAGGUCUAAACUGUAGAUCUUGUUAAAUUAUUUUUAUAAUAAAAUGUUGCAUGAAAUACUG
Molecule: messenger RNA, 764 nt
Organism: Falco peregrinus (peregrine falcon)
Lineage: Eukaryota; Metazoa; Chordata; Aves; Falconiformes; Falconidae
Product: small EDRK-rich factor 1
Exons: 3
Coding region: 125-313 (62 amino acids)
Source: RefSeq, a predicted model, not a curated record